CUGCUAUCCUGCCCCUCGCUGCUCUUGCACUCGCACACUCUCCACCCACUGCUCUGAUACCCCUACAACUCAAUACACAUCAUAAUACCUCUGCUCGCUCACUAUGUUUGUCUUUAAACGUGAUGGACGCAAGGAACGCGUGCAGUUCGACAAGAUCACAGCACGUGUGUCGAGGCUAUGUUACGGCCUCGACCCCGACCAUGUCGACCCUGCUGCUAUCACAAUGAAGGUCAUCUCUGGCGUGUACCAGGGCGUGACGACAGUUCAAUUAGACGACCUGGCCGCUGAGACGGCAGCAUACAUGACCACGACACAUCCCGACUACGCCAUUCUCGCUGCACGUAUCGCCGUAGCAAAUCUCCACAAGCAGACCAAGAAGAAGUUUUCGGCUGUCAUAUCAGAUCUCUACACCUACGUCAACCCCAAGAACGGCACGAGCCAACCCAUGAUAUCUCAGCCAGUGCACGACUUUGUACAGGCCCACGCCGAGGAGCUCAACUCGGCCAUCGUCUACGACCGCGACUUCAACUACCAGUUUUUCGGUUUCAAGACCCUCGAGCGCUCAUACCUCCUCCGCAUCAACGGCAAGGUGGCCGAACGCCCACAACACAUGUUGAUGCGUGUUGCUGUUGGCAUCCACGGUGAGGACAUCGAAAAGGCGAUCGAGACAUACGACUACAUGUCGCAAAAGUACUUCACACACGCGUCUCCCACACUGUUCAACGCAGGGACACCGUCUCCGCAGAUGUCGUCCUGCUUCCUCAUCGACAUGAAGGAGGACAGCAUUGACGGCAUCUACGACACCCUGAAGACAUGUGCUUUGAUCUCCAAGACUGCUGGCGGUAUUGGUCUCAACGUGCACCGUAUCCGUGCCACGGGCGCAUACAUCGGUGGAACGAACGGAACAUCCAACGGUCUCAUCCCCAUGCUCCGCGUCUACAACAACACCGCCCGCUACGUCGACCAGGGUGGUAACAAGCGUCCAGGUGCCUUCGCCAUCUACCUGGAGCCAUGGCACGCCGAUGUUUUUGGCUUCCUUGACCUGCGAAAGAACCACGGCAAAGAAGAAGUCCGCGCCCGCGACCUUUUCUAUGCCCUGUGGAUUCCUGAUCUCUUUAUGAAGCGCGUCCAAGAGAACGGCGAAUGGACUCUGAUGUGCCCCAACGAGUGCCCCGGCCUUGCUGACGUCUACGGCGACGAAUUCGAGGAGCUUUACCACAAGUACGAGAAAGCGGGCAAAGGACGUGAGACAAUACGUGCUCAGAAGCUCUGGUAUGCCAUUCUUGAGGCCCAGACUGAGACUGGCAACCCCUUCAUGCUCUACAAGGAUGCCUGCAACAGGAAGAGCAACCAGAAGAACCUCGGUACCAUCCGAAGCUCGAAUCUGUGCACGGAGAUCGUCGAAUACACUGCUCCUGACGAGGUUGCCGUAUGCAACCUAGCCUCCCUUGCUCUUCCAUCCUACGUGGACUACAAGCGAGGCGAAUUCGACUUCAAGAAACUCCAUGAGGUUGUUCAGGUCGUCACACGCAACCUGAACAAGAUCAUCGAGGUCAACCACUAUCCCGUCGAGGAGGCUCGCCGAAGCAACUUCCGUCACAGGCCCAUCGGUCUUGGUGUGCAAGGUCUUGCUGAUACAUUCCUUGCCCUUCGCUUGCCCUUCGAGUCCCCAGAAGCCAAGAAGCUCAACAUUCAAAUCUUCGAGACCAUCUAUCAUGGUGCUCUCACGUCGUCAUGCGACAUUGCCAAGGAGCUUGGUCCUUAUGCUACAUACGAAGGCUCGCCGGUCUCGCAAGGCCUUCUUCAGUAUGACAUGUGGAAUGUUACUCCCACUGACCUCUGGGACUGGGCCUCCCUGAAGGAGAAGAUUGCGCAACACGGUGUCCGCAAUUCUCUCCUCGUUGCGCCCAUGCCCACCGCCUCCACCUCUCAGAUUCUCGGAAACAACGAGUGCUUUGAGCCCUACACGUCCAACAUCUACUCCCGCCGUGUGCUUGCCGGCGAGUUCCAGGUCGUCAACCCAUGGCUACUCAAGGAUCUGGUCGAUAUGGGUCUGUGGACCGAGAACAUGAAGAACCGUAUCAUCGCCGACGGCGGUUCCAUCCAGAGGAUUCCCAACAUCCCCGAGGAGACCAAGAAUCUGUACAAGACUGUUUGGGAGAUCUCACAACGAACAAUCAUCCAGAUGGCCGCUGACCGUGGUGCUUUCAUCGACCAGUCUCAGUCUUUGAACAUUCACAUGAAGGAGCCGACCAUGGGCAAGAUUACUUCCAUGCACUUCGCAGGAUGGAAGCUCGGUCUGAAGACUGGCAUGUACUACCUCCGCACGAUGGCUGCCUCUGCUCCCAUCCAGUUCACGGUCGAUCAAGAGGCCCUCAAGGUCGCAGACACAAAUGUUGCGCGAGCGCUCACCAACAAGAGGCGUCAGCCUGGGUUCCAGAACGGACCUUCCGGCUCUCCCGCUGUUGCCCCAAGUCCAAUGUAUGUCACCAAGUCGCCCAACGGUGCCGCCGACCCGAAUGAUGUGCCCGCAGCUAGUACAGCACCCACUGUCUUGGAGAACAAGAGCGUUCCCAAGGAAAAUGCUCUAGCCUCCAAGCCCUUUAAGGCCGACGUUGAGGAGGGUGACAGUCCUAAGGUGCUUGCUUCCGAUCCCCUUAACAAGCCGGUCGAAGAGGAGUCCCUUGCGACCGCUAAGCAGGACGAAGAUGCAAAGGAUGAUAGCGAGACACGGGACGGUGAUAUCUAUGCCGAUGCCGUGCUUGCUUGCUCAAUAGAGAACCCCGAGUCCUGCGUCAUGUGCAGCGGUUAGUCGAGGACAUAUGAUGACUCUGGGUUGGUUUUGGAUUUGCUAGACAUUGGCAAGGCAGGUUGCGGUUGUGUAUCUUGCAUGUUCCUUUUGGACGGUUCACGGCGUUGGACAGUUUCACGUUUGAAUGUUUGGUCGACGCAUGGAGGCAUGAGUUUAUGAGUUUAGAUAUCACCCACAAUAUGAGUAGCGAAUUGACGUUUCCCUGC
Messenger RNA from Dothidotthia symphoricarpi CBS 119687, 3018 nucleotides. RefSeq lists its product as uncharacterized. The transcript is spliced from 3 exons. The record is from RefSeq and is a predicted model, not a curated record. Gene Ontology annotation, molecular function: ribonucleoside-diphosphate reductase activity, thioredoxin disulfide as acceptor; ATP binding. The coding region runs from base 104 to 2812 and encodes 902 amino acids. Gene Ontology annotation, biological process: DNA replication; deoxyribonucleotide biosynthetic process. NCBI's taxonomy places the organism in Eukaryota, Fungi, Ascomycota, Dothideomycetes, Pleosporales, Dothidotthiaceae. Gene Ontology annotation, cellular component: ribonucleoside-diphosphate reductase complex.